Prorocentrum cordatum is the source of this 546-nucleotide messenger RNA. The record is from the annotation of a GenBank genome assembly. NCBI's taxonomy places the organism in Eukaryota, Dinophyceae, Prorocentrales, Prorocentraceae.
AUGACAGUCCCUGUGCUUGCGAAUACCAGCGUCGAUUUGCAGCCCGUGCUGGAUGCGAUCUCCAGCAGGGCGACAGUUGCAGAUUUGCAGAAGGUGGUGCAGGACAUCAGCUUUCAGCCUGUUGUGGACCUUCAGCCCGUGCUGGACGCGGUCGCCAGCAGGGCGACAGUGGCGGACGUGCAGCGGGAGGUGCAAGACAUCCAGCUCCAGCCAGAAGUGGACCUUGGGCCUAUACAACCCAGCCCAGGCAGAAGUGGGACCUUGGGCCUGUUGCUGGAUGCGAUCGCGAGCAGGCCACAACUCCGACGUGCAGAAGAUUGGGCGCAGGACUUCAAGGCUCCUGCCAGCCGUGGACCUUACGCCCGUUUUGUGAAGCGAUCUCGAGUAGGGCGACAGUUGCAGAUGUGCAGCAGGCGGUGCGGGACUUCAGCCCCCAGCCCGUUGUGGACUUCACUCCUGUGCUGGAUGCGGUCCACAGCAGGGCGACGGUGGCGGACGUGCAGCGGCCCGUGCAAGACAUCAAGCUCCAGCUGGGAGUGGACUUGA